Messenger RNA from Linum trigynum, 5259 nucleotides. The record is from the annotation of a GenBank genome assembly. NCBI's taxonomy places the organism in Eukaryota, Viridiplantae, Streptophyta, Magnoliopsida, Malpighiales, Linaceae.
AUGGUCAUAUACUUUGGAGUGUAGAAUAUCAUGUCAAUCAAAUGCAUCUAAUAAGAAAGACCACCGCACAUUGAAAAUCUAUGAUACCAUGUAAAAAAUAAUGUUGGUUUCAAUAAAUUAAAGUAAGUAAUCUAAGUUGUUGAGAGAUGCCAUACUAUCGAAUACUAUACAAUUCCUCUAAACGUCUCAAAGGAGCUAUUGUCGAGUAACCACUUACUUCGAAUGUAAGACCUUUUUUUCAAGUGAAUCGCGAAAAACUUCUACCACGCAUCGCGUUUACAAUUCUGUUGACGUUGGAUCAAAUUCUCGAGUCUUUUCAAAUUCGGCAUGUCCAUUAUCGAAAACGGAGGACCGCAAGCUACUUAGUUUGAAUUUAUUAUAUCCAUGUUUGGAGUAAUAAUAUUCACCUUGAAUACAACUAACAAGCCCUCAAGCUACUUAGUUGGAUGAAACGAAACAAAGGUCAUUGGCCCAAUGAAAAACAAAAAACAAAGAUCAUGGACUUGCAACGUAUGAGUCGUCCCAUAUUUUUUAAUAGGAAACAUUUAUCAUAUACUAUAUAUAUAUACCAUUAAGUAGUAUAUUUUAGACCCUCCAUGUGUCGUAUAAAUAAUUAGAAAAUUAAUGACAGAUAACCUAUAAAUCAUCGUAUGACACUUUUCAUGUUUAACCAUACAAAACAAAGCAAAUGAAUAGCUUGGGUAUCUUAACACGAGCGCCAGCACACAACAGAACUUUCCGAUCGAGUUCAUGCUCUGCUUAAUUAUUCUUACACUCUUUCGAAUUUCGAUCUCUAUGCAUUGCACUUGCAACGCCACAACAGCAACACAUCAUAAUCUGUAGUUCACAGAAGAACAUCUAUCUUCUUUAGCUCAAUGUUAUUAUUGUUAUCUUAUUUUGAAUUUGAAAAAAAAAAAUUCCUGAGCAUUGUGAGGAUUUCCCCUUCUUCACCCUUUGGUUUUUGUCCACGUAGUCAUCAUUUUUUUUUGUACGUUUCGACUAUUCGUUAAUACACAGUACUCUGUCAAAAUUGUUGUUGCUCUGUUGAUUGCUAUGAAAUCUAAGUCGUACGUGGUGGCAUGAGUUGCAAUCCAAAUCGAGAAUCGAUAGAUUAGAGAACUUUAGAACCUCUAUACCGAAAAUAUUUUUUGUUACUGGUUAAUAGAAUUAUCAAAAGUCUUCAUCAAAUCGAGUUUAACUGCACUCGCAAUAUGGGUCCAUAUAUAUCACGAGACCUCUUACUGUGUAGUCCAACACCAUUUUCCUGUGUGAUUGGAUAUGAUUUUGCCACUAUAAACGGUUGGUGCUAUCUAGGGCUAGAUGAAACUUGAAAUCCACCAUACCAUAAAUAAAUAAAUAAAUAAAAUAGCAUUAAAAUACAUAAAAAUAACCAAAUAGAGAGAAAAAAAACCUCGUAUUUGAUUGGGUAAUAUUUAUUUAUUUAUUAAGGCCUGAAUUACCUUAUAAUAUCGAGAAGUUAUAAAAUCUGCUAAACCCGCAUUUCUUACCAUCAUUGAUACGAAUCAUACUACUAUGUUAUGAUCAUAUUAUCAUGACGAGAAUAUGUCACCAUUUGCCGUCCUAAAUUUUUAACCUAGCAUUUAUUAUUGAUGGUAAGUUAGGAGAGUGGGGGAGGGAACAAAGGAAGUAGGGUUUCUUUUGGUUUAGUAUUAUUGUUGGCAGAGGAAGAGAAGUAAAUCUGAAAGCCCCUCCUUCCAAUAUUCUUCUUGGGAUUGGUGGCCUGCCAUCCAUGGUUAUAAAAAAAAACACCCAAAAUAAUAAAAUAGAAGGAAACCCUACUCAUCAGAAUUCCUUUCCAGCCUAUAAAUCUCUCUCUCACUCUCUCGUCUCCACACCCUCACUAACCCUACAACUCCAACCCCCAAAAAAAAAAAACUCUUUUCCCCUUUCCUUCUUCUUCCUCUUCUCCAAUAAUUUUCUGCAAUGAAAAUGGCUUCUGCUUGUACUCUUCCACAGCUUUCUUGAACUGCAUCAUCUCUCCUCCUCCCUCCCUGCAAUCAGCUGCAUAGUUGGAAAUCAACAGAUCGAGUUUUUGCGGUUCAAUAAAGCUGUGGGAAGAUACAAUCAGGGCUAGUCGUCGGAUUCCAUUUUGUGCUUCAGAAUCCCAAAGGAAGAAUCUCUACUCGAAGAAAAUUCGGUAUCUCUUUAUCUGCCCUUCAUCACUAGAUCCUGGUUUACGACGAAUUCGAACCUGAGACCUUCUGAGUGAAUACUGUUAUUACUUUCAACCCUCUGAUCUUUUUAUGUGUUGUUUUUUCUCGUGCAGUAGCUCGAUCUGGAUCUCGUGCGUGACAGCCAGAAGUAGUAUUUACUUGAGGUUAUACUUGAAUAGUUAGCGACAGAGUGUUUUAUACUAAAAUUAUAAUUUAAUUGUAAUUCAUGUUUCAUACGGCUAAAGUCAUCUAUUGAUUUAGACACUGAUAAGAGAUUUUUUUUCGAUUGGACCUGUCAAAUUAGGUUCAUGGAUAGAUUAAUGGAUGGUGAGCGGUUGAUGUUUUUUAGUAAAGCAUAUUUAGUGCUACAUUCUUCUUGUAUUGUUGGCUCCAUUCAUUUAUUUAUAUGUAUAUAUAAUAAUGGCACAUCUUCGAUCGGCCCUUUUAUGCUACCCUGUCGGUCGGUCGAUGAAUUGUAUUAUUUGUAUUAUAAAGCUUUUGAAUGUUUGUUUGUUUGUAUAUUAUAUAAAAAAAAUUCCAUUUGAUAUGUACAUAAUGGUGAUGAUAUUAUUUCCUUUUUAUUUAAGGGAUGAUAUUGAUAUGACAUCUAAUUGUGUCUACACCCGUUGUCCCGUCUAUCUAUAGUCUCUAUUUUGUUGUUUGGGUUGUAUUGUUUGGAAGUCAGAUUAUAUGUAAUCUAUUGGAAGUCACAAGGAUGUUUUUAUUGUUAUGGAUUUGCUCCGUAACCUUUCUUUUCUUUUUCGAUGUUAAAUUAGAGUUGACACGUCUAAAAAAGUGUUAUAUAUAUCUUCUCGUCCUUUUGUAAUGUUUAUCUUUCUCAAGUAUAAUGAAACUGAUAUCUCUCACGCACAUGAAUUAGCUAAUUCACAUGCUAGUGAAUCUUCCUUACUGUCUUACAUUUUCUUAUCUUACAAAAUAUAAGAUGAUAAUAUAAACCCAUAUUACCCAACACAUCCAUUUUGAUGAUUUAGAUUUUUGUGAGUUUAGAUCAUAUAUGUCAAGAACCAGUUGAUCCCAAUAACUCGAGUUGUUGGGAUCAACUGGUUCUUGACAUGGUAUCAGAGUCUAGAACCGAAAGGUCAUGUGUUCGAAUCUCCACGACCCCCAAUAUUAACCGUUGUCUUUCAAGCACAUGGUAUGGUGGGCCUGUGCAAACUUCAAGCUCAUGGGCUGGCUUUCGUUUGAGGGGGCAUGUUAGAGAGUGGUAAAAGAUCCACGAUUGAACCUCUCCCAACAACUCGAGUUAUUGGGAGCAACUGGUUCAUGACAAUAUAUAACACAAGGGGGCCAAGUUUAGAGCUAGGGUUUCUUUUUCUGACGGUAAGUUCUUGUUCAUUUUGCAGAUCUUUGGGUUUUGUUCAAUUUGAGCUUGAAGACAAGCCCGACUUGAAAGGAAGAAGAGACCCUUUGUGGAUCAACCUAAAGAAGAAAAGGUAAGUGUAAACCUUUUUGUCUUUGUUAGGGCUGAAAUGUUUCUGAAUCAGAUCAUGUUGUUUCUACAUAGCUAGGGAUUGAUUCUCAGUUCAAAACCAACUCUAGCUUUCCCAUCCCAUUUUUCUGUUGCCAAUCGCCGGCCAAAUGUUUUUGGCCGCUGGCCGGCCGACAGAAUAAAACUAAAAGCCAUUUAAUGAAACCAAUAAUGUCUACUAUGGUUUAAAAAAAAAAAUGUGUACUUGCUAUCUAGGGUUAUAUAUUUCCUUUCUUCUUUAUGGUUGUCAACUUGAUUAGCUGGAAUGUUAAAAGGUCGAAGCCAGCAAGAACAGCACAGCUGCAACAGUACUCACGAGAGGGUUUGGUUGGAGUCUUUGUUUUUAAUUAGUAUGGCCACCUAACUAGCUAGCUUUGGCCACCUCUAAAGCAGGUAUUAGUCGAUUCGGUCUAGAAUCUGAUUGAAUUUAGAUAAGAUUGGACCAAUUUGAAAGGAAAAUUGAUGAUCAAACAGACCAAAAUUCAAUUACAACUCAAUAAUUAUUAGAAUCAAAAUAAAUUCGAUCCAAUUCAAUUCACGGUAUAAUUCAAUCUGAAUUAGAUCGGACCAUUGCCCACCCUAGUCCACCUAGGCCCCUAAUCAAUUAAUUUGCUUACUUUAUGGGCACCCACCCCACAUUAACAUGCAGUUGCUUCUGUGCCACACAGGUCAUCCUCAACCAAAAUUGGUGUGGUGGCAAGCUUCUGAUCAAGAUUCUAUCUCACUAAUUAGUACUUUAGGUUUAACUUUUUACACACCUAAUCCAAUCAAGAUGUUCCCUUAAUUAAGUAGUGCUGCCAGCUAAUACAUAGUGACAACUGAAAAGCUGAGUUUUCAAUUCAUCUGGUUGGUGAAAGCGUGUCAAACAACUAUGUUCUUGAAACGAUUCUGAAUCCAUUUGGAUCGAUGAUCUCGCGAUUACUUUUUUUCCAGAUCUUGCGUAAGGAAAAGCAUUUUGCUGUGUGGGUUUUGUUUUGUUUCAUAGCUAACUUUCACUUUAGGGUGGGGUUGAGAUUAUUUAUCAUUAUUAUUUGAUCUCCUUUACUUCUCCACUAAUGUUGUAUGCUUAAAGGGAAACAAAUUGGGAUUAGGAAAAAACAUAUAAUGUUACAUUUUAUAUGGUCUAGAAAAGUUAGUUGUUUGCUUGUUCCUCUCUUGAUAAUAUCCAAAGUGGCCGGGAAAGAAACCAUACCAAUGAGUUUGUCUGCCUUGUUGACAAAAACAAUUGUUCUUUUUAUUUCCUUGUGCUUUGUGAACUAAGGAAAAAGAGCUAAAGGUCGAUCGGUGGAAAAGUUUUGAAGAAAAACAAUACAUUAUUAGAGCAUUAACCUCACUCCAUUUGCUUCGAUCUUCACAGGAACUUUGGUAAAAAUGUAGAUUUGAACGUGAGAUAUUUCUCAGAUUCCUGUAUUAAUUUACGCUAAAGUAUGUAUAGCUGAUGAAAUAUACGUUCUUUGAUGCCUUUUACACGAGUGGUAUUACAUAGUGUUUGCUAAAUCGUAUCGUACCAACAGUCCGACCGGAAAAACUGUCUAUUGGGCUUUAACCUUAUAUCGGAUUUUAUCUAUAUGAAACGAAUGAAACAUGAUUUGAACA